This is a messenger RNA of Theobroma cacao (cacao), 714 nucleotides long. RefSeq lists its product as uncharacterized. The record is from RefSeq and is a predicted model, not a curated record. NCBI's taxonomy places the organism in Eukaryota, Viridiplantae, Streptophyta, Magnoliopsida, Malvales, Malvaceae.
UAUGAAUGCGAGUGCGAGUCUUAUUCUUUGUGGAAAAACAUGGAAAAAGCUUUCUCCGUGUGACUGGUGACUCUGGCUAUUUCUUGCUCAUCUUUCCUUUGUUAAGAAAAAUUAUUCUCCUACUCUCUCCCUCUGCUACUCCACUCCAUCCUUUAGUUUUCUCUGAGCUUCCGAAUCUUGUGGUUUUUGUUGAUACAAUGGAUCAAGAGAAGGAGGUGAAUGGCGCUGUUGGUGGUGGUAUUGAUGAGACAGAGAAGAAGACUUUGGUUCAAGGCAAAGCUGAGGCCUUAGAGAAGUGUCUGGAGGAGAACAAAGGAGACAACACCAAAUGCAAGGCUAAGGUUGAAGCUUUCAGAUCAUCUUCUUCUCCAAAAAAACCCUUGAAGUCUUUAAGACUGCGGAGUGGUUUGUUGACUGAUGUUUGAAUGGAUUAGUGGGAAUCCCAUUCUUCUUCUCCAAAGUGUAAACAGUUGUAGUGUUGGUGUACAAAAUUGGGAAAGUUUUAUUUCAGAGUUUGUCUUUUCAAAGGUUGUCGAAGAUUGCAGUUGAAGACUUUUUUUUUUUCAUUCAUGAAUAGGAACCCAAUGAAAAGAAAUGGUGGGGGGAUAGAAUUGCAUGAUUUCCUUGAAUUGAUGCUAAUGUACAAAUUGGUUCCCAUGUAACAGCAAUUACAAUAUGCAUGAAACUAUAAAUAAAAAUUGCCAGGUUUCUCAA